CUUUUGUUAUCAAGGCUGAGGGAUCUUGGUGAUACAAAGCCCCAGAUUGCUAUCAGGUUGCUGUUAUAGAUAUAAAAUGCUUCUUCAUCUGGCAGCACUGGUAAGCUUUGUUCUAGGAGCCACAUCUCUGCCAUUCAGCAACUCAGAGGAUACAGGAAAGCACUGGGUGGUCCUUGUUGCAGGUUCCAAUGGCUGGUACAACUACCGACACCAGGCAGAUGUGUGCCAUGCCUAUCAAAUAGUGAAGAGGAAUGGUAUCCCUGAUGAGCAGAUUGUUGUCAUGAUGUAUGAUGACAUUGCCAAUAACGAAGAAAAUCCUACCAAAGGAAUCAUUAUCAACAGGCCCAAUGGAACUGAUGUGUAUGCUGGAGUUCUGAAGGACUAUACUGGAGAUGAUGUCACCCCUAAAAAUUUUCUGGCUGUCCUGAGUGGUGAUGCUGAAGCUGUCAAAGGGAAAGGAUCAGGAAAAGUCAUCCACAGUGGCCCCAAUGAUCACGUGUUUGUAUACUUUACAGACCACGGAGCACCAGGCCUGUUGGCCUUUCCCAAUGAUGAUCUGCAUGUCAUGGAACUGAACAAGACCAUUCAGCUUAUGUAUGAGAAAAAGACGUACAAAAAGUUGGUGUUUUACAUUGAGGCCUGUGAAUCUGGCUCCAUGAUGAACCACCUGCCCAAUAAUAUUAAUGUAUAUGCAACCACAGCUGCCAACUCCCACGAAUCAUCAUACGCCUGUUACUAUGAUGAGAAACGUGACACUUACCUGGGAGAUCUAUACAGUGUCAGCUGGAUGGAAGAUUCUGAUUUGGAGGACUUGACCAAAGAAACACUACACAAACAGUUUGUUCUGGUGAAGCAGCACACGAACACUAGCCAUGUCAUGCAGUAUGGGAACAGGACAAUAUCACAGAUGAAAGUGAACCAGUUUCAGGGCAAUGGAAAGAUCACUUCCCCACCACUGAAUCUAGAGCCUGUGAAACACAUGGACCUGACUCCCAGUCCUGAUGUACCUCUAGCAAUCCUAAAAAGAAAACUGAUGGCCACAAAUGACAUUCUGCAGGCCAGAGAUAUUGUAAGAGAAAUAAAGACACACCAAGAGGCAAAACUACUGAUAAAAGAGUCUAUGAGGAAAAUUGUAAACAUGGUGACUGAAUCAGAUGAGCUCACAGAAGAGAUUCUGACUGACCAGGUUAUCAUCAACGACAUGCAUUGUUAUAGGGAUGCAGCUGAACACUUCAAAAGACAGUGCUUUAACUGGCACAAUCCUCUGUAUGAAUAUGCUCUGAGACACCUCUAUGCUCUAGUCAAUCUGUGUGAGUCUGGAUAUCCCAUAGAAAGAAUCCACAAGGCAAUGGAUAAAGUUUGUAACAGCUGGAACUGAAUAAACAUACCUGCAAAAACUAACUUAUAAAGGAAGGAAAGAGUGGGUCAGAGGAUGACCUAACCACUAAACUUCAUCUGCUGCCACCAAUCCACUCUAUGCAACCCGAUAAAUCUGCCUUAGCCCUACCUUUAUAGGGUCAAAUCAGACUCGAAGAUUGAGCAAUUAAAGCAUCAAUCAAAACUGUAAAUUACACUACCACUAAUUCUACUAUCCUAGGACUGAGAUGAAUAUACCAGAAGGAAUAAUAUAUAGAGGAGAAGGAAGAAUGUUAGAGAGCAAAGAACAAAAACACAAUCCAAAGAUCAAAACCUAAAUGUUUCAAAUAGUUCUUUAUCAUAGGGAAGUCUGGGAAAAAGCCAUUCUCCUGUGUCACUGGUAAAACAUAUAUACUGAUUUUCAUAACUCCACAUACUUCCCUAAUCAUGAAGCGACCGUUUCAUUUACAGGAUCUUACAGUAGUGAUCACUGUUCUUAGGUGAUGGGCAUCAAGUCUUAGUUUGUAACAUGAUUUUAGCUUUAUUCUUUUAUUUUACAUUUUAGUAUGUUUUAAUCAUUUUUGUUUAUAGCUGCUUUCCGACUGUCUGUUCAGUAAGAAACUAGAAUGUGAAAUAACUCCUCCUAGUCUCUGCUACAGCAGGCAACUGAGACAGAUUCCCUUCUGCAGGAAACUGUGGCCCUGGGUCAAACGUACUUCAUUCAGAUAAAUGUCAUGGGGUUUGGGAUGAGCUGGUGGAAUGGGAUAUUAUGACCAAAUGCUGAACAAACAAUUGAUUUAUUUUAUUACUUUGCAAAGAAUGCCUGGUGUGAACACAUUUUAAAUUAAAACGCAGGAAGGAAUUAAAUAUUUUAUGAUGACCA
Molecule: messenger RNA, 2239 nt
Organism: Xenopus tropicalis (tropical clawed frog)
Lineage: Eukaryota; Metazoa; Chordata; Amphibia; Anura; Pipidae
Gene: lgmn
Product: legumain
Biological process (GO): proteolysis; protein catabolic process
Cellular component (GO): lysosome
Molecular function (GO): peptidase activity; cysteine-type endopeptidase activity
Source: RefSeq, marked provisional